This is a messenger RNA of Papaver somniferum (opium poppy), 840 nucleotides long. RefSeq names its product extensin-like. The coding region runs from base 1 to 840 and encodes 279 amino acids. The transcript has a single exon. The record is from RefSeq and is a predicted model, not a curated record. NCBI's taxonomy places the organism in Eukaryota, Viridiplantae, Streptophyta, Magnoliopsida, Ranunculales, Papaveraceae.
AUGGGAAACAAAGAAGGCAAGAAAGCCUCAAUGGCUUUCCUGUUCACUAUUAGUGCGCUUCUAGUUUUACUAGUGUUUAUGAGUUUUCCUUUUCUUACUGAUGCAGGAUUAGAUUAUAAGCCAAAACCACCAACAUAUAAGCCCAAGUCCCCUCCACCACCAUCAAAGAAGCCACCGGUUUACACAAAACCACUUACCCAGGAAAAGCCAACAAAUCCAAGAUAUCCACCACCAUCAAAGAGGGGAUACCGUGUGCCACCAACACCUACCCAUCAUGGAAAGUCAUAUCAGGAAUUCACGCCAUCAUCAAAGAAGCUACAUGAACGAAAACUAUUCAGGACAGGUCCUGGAAAUCAUUUCAAGAAAUCUCUACCACCACCACCAAUGAAACCACAUGAACGACAAUUAUUCAGGACUAGUCCGGAAAACAAUUUUAAGAAAUAUCUACCACCACCACCACCACCAAAGAAGCCACAUGAACAAGAACUAUUUAAGACCGGUCCUGGAAAUAAUUUCAAGAAAUCUCUGCCGCCAUCACCACCGCUAAAGACGCCACGUGAAAGAGAAUUAUUCAGUACUAGUCCUGGAAAUAAUUUCAAGAAAUCUUUACCACCACCAAAAAAACCACAUGAACAAGAAUUAUUCAGGACUGGUCCUGGAAAUAAUUUCAAGAAAUCUCUACCACCAUCAAAGAAGCCACAUGAACGAGAAUUAUUCAGGACUGGUCCUGGAAAUUAUUGCCACCACCACCAGCAAAGACGCCACGUGUGUAACACCCCGAAUUUCGGGCCUGAAUUUCAACCCAAAUCCAAAACCCAAAAUCCAAGAUGCUACCUUUAA